UCGGAACCCGGAGGUUUGACGCGGGAAACCGGAGAAUAGAAGGUCCUCAUCGUUGUGUUUAUUUGUGUAUAUUUCCUCAAAUAUCUUCAGCCACCGGGAAACACCUUCAUACCUUUGUGAAGUCGUCCUUCACCCAAAAGAUGGGAGACACUUUGGAGUUUAACGACAUUCAUCAGGAGGUGAAGGGAUCUUGGAAUGAUGGGCGUCUGAGGUUCAGCAAGCAGACUGUGGUCUAUAAAAGCCAUAAAACAGGGAAGGUGGACAGUAUUCCUGCUCCUGACCUCUCCGAGGCCCAGUGGCGUCGAGUCUGUCUGGGUCAUGGGCUCAAACUUUCCACCAGCACUGGACACAUCUACAAAUAUGACGGCUUCAAAGAAACAGAUUAUGAGAAAAUCUCUGCGUUUUUCAAAGCGAACUACAAGGUGGAGUUGGAGGAGAAGGACAUGUGUGUGAAAGGCUGGAAUUGGGGAACUGCCAAAUUUGCAGGCUCUCUGCUGUCUUUUGAUGUGAGUGACAGUCCUGUCUUUGAGAUCCCGCUGUCCAGUGUAUCCCAGUGUGCAACAGGCAAGAACGAGGUGACGGUGGAGUUUCAUCAGAAUGAUGAUGCUGAGGUUUCACUCAUGGAGGUCCGCUUUUAUGUCCCGCCAAACACUGGAGACGACGGCUCAGACCCUGUGGAGGCGUUCGCUCAGAAUAUUCUGUCAAAAGCAGAUGUUAUUCAAGCUACUGGAGACGCUGUGUGUAUCUUCAAAGAGCUUCAGUGCCUUACGCCGAGAGGAAGGUAUGAUAUCCGUAUCUACCCGACCUUCCUGCACCUCCACGGUAAGACUUUUGACUAUAAGAUCCCCUACACCACUGUACUGCGUCUCUUCCUGCUGCCACACAAGGACCAGAGGCAGAUGUUUUUUGUGAUCAGCCUUGAUCCGCCUAUUAAACAGGGUCAGACUCGAUACCAUUUCCUCAUCCUCCUGUUCUCCAAAGAUGAAGACAUCAGUCUGGCUCUCAACAUGAGCGAAGAUGAGGUGGAGAAGCGUUAUGAAGGGAAGCUCAGCAAGAACAUGUCUGGUCCGCUCUAUGAAAUCGUCAGCAGGGUCAUGAAGGCUCUGGUCAACAGGAAGAUCACAGUGCCUGGAAACUUCCAGGGUCACUCAGGUUCUCAGUGUAUAACAUGUGCGUAUAAGGCGAGCUCAGGGCUGCUCUAUCCUCUGGAGAGAGGCUUUAUUUAUGUGCACAAGCCACCAGUUCACCUGCGCUUUGAAGAAAUCUCCUGCGUCAACUUUGCCAGAGGAACCACAACCACACGAUCAUUUGACUUCGAGAUUGAGACCAAGCAGAACAACCAGUUCACCUUCAGCAACAUUGAGAGGGAAGAAUACGGAAAACUUUUCGACUUUGUCAAUGCCAAAAAGCUGACUAUCAAGAACAGAGGAUUUAAAGAGGGCAUGAAAGGAGCGGAAGACUACAGCGACUCAGAUGAAGACCAGCAUGACGCUUAUCUGGAGAGAAUGAAGGAAGAGGGCAAGAUCAGAGAAGAGGGAGACGGCAGCGAUGACUCUGAAGGCGACAGCGAUGAGUCUUUCAACCCUGGAGAAGAGGAUGAUGAUGUCCCAGAAGAGUAUGACAGUAACGCUUCAGUGAGUGAUAGUGAAGGAGAUGAUGGAGACAGCGAGGAUGAAGGCAAGAAGAAAAAAGUUGAAAAGAAGCCCAAGAAAGUGGUGAAGGAGAAGAAAGAGAGAAAACCACGGAAAGAGAAAAAGGUGAAGGAUGCAGCUGCUCCUAAGAGACCCAUGAGUGCUUACAUGCUGUGGCUGAACGGCAACAGAGAGCGCAUCAAGAGUGAGAAUCCUGGAAUAUCAGUCACUGAAAUCUCCAAGAAGGCUGGAGAAAUGUGGAAACAGCUGGGAAAAGACAGAAAGGAGGAGUGGGACAAAAAAGCAGAAGAGGCUAAGAGGCAAUAUGAAAAAGCCAUGAAAGAAUACAAAGAGAGUGGAGGAGGAGCCGCCGUCGCUGCUGCUACUAAAGAAAAGAAAAAGAAGGGAGGAAAGGUGGAGGCUAAGAAGAAAAGCGGAGGAGAGAAGGAGAAAAAGAAGGAAGGUGCAAAUGAGAGCUUUAAGAGUAAAGAGUUCAUCUCCAGCGAGGAGAGCUCAUCAGAAUCUGACCACGACAGAGGCAGCAAACGCAAGGCUUCUGAUGACGACGACGAGGAGGAGGAAGAAGCGGCGGCCUCUACUCCAGCAAGCUCAGAGGAAGAGUCAGGAUCUGACUGAUGUCCUGCUUGGCGAUCAGAGACAUUUCCACAUCUCAGGUUUCACACAGCAAUCACUGAUGGACCAAGACUUUCCUCCGUGCCGCGUGCUCCAAGCGCACUGUUACACAUUUUACAUUCAGGCUGAGACCUUGGAAAUUGACGGGUAACGUUUUCCCCACUGCUUUUGGAGAGUGACAUCACUAAUGCUCUCAGAAUAUUUUUUGUUUUGUUUCAGAUAUGGUAGAGAUUUAAUUCAGGGAAGUGUGGAUUAGACCUGCUUGUAGAGGGUUUUGCCUUCUUUUUAUUACAAUUGUCUUUAUCAGAAUUAAUUGCGCUUCAGUAAUUUCAGUUUUUUUUUUUGUACUUUAAGCUAUCAAAUCGUUAAUCGCUGUUUUGCAAUAAACAUUCAGUGAGUAAUUAAA
This is a messenger RNA of Danio aesculapii, 2670 nucleotides long. It is a transcript of the gene ssrp1a, whose product is annotated as structure specific recognition protein 1a. Gene Ontology annotation, molecular function: DNA binding; nucleosome binding; histone binding. NCBI's taxonomy places the organism in Eukaryota, Metazoa, Chordata, Actinopteri, Cypriniformes, Danionidae. The transcript is spliced from 18 exons. Gene Ontology annotation, cellular component: nucleus; FACT complex. Bases 141 to 2267 code for a protein of 708 amino acids. The record is from RefSeq and is a predicted model, not a curated record.